Messenger RNA from Thecamonas trahens ATCC 50062, 1268 nucleotides. RefSeq lists its product as uncharacterized. The transcript has a single exon. The record is from RefSeq and is a predicted model, not a curated record. Lineage: Eukaryota; Apusomonadida; Apusomonadidae. Bases 19 to 942 code for a protein of 307 amino acids. Gene Ontology annotation, cellular component: SAGA complex.
CUCUCCAAAGACGCUCAUAUGGUGUUCAAGGUAGGCGACAUGGUGGCGGCGCGGGUCCGGGUGGAGAACAGGCCGCAGUGGGCCAUGAUGAAGGUGUCGGCGGUAGAAGGGACGGACGAGAGCAGCGAGCCGUCGAGCUACGUGGUGGUGGAUCUGUAUCCAGACUCUGACGACGAGGCCGUAGUGCACAAAGUGAAGGCAAAGAACAUGCUUGCCUUCCCGCCGAACCCGGACCCAGAGCUGCCGAACGAGUCUGGAACACACAUCUAUGCCCUGUGGUACGAGAACUCGGACUGGUCCACCGUCUUCUACUCGGCGUACGUGGCCGGCCCGUCCGAGUAUGGCGACGACUGGAUCUCGGUCCGGUAUGUCGGUUCGCGCAAGCUCUUUGACGUGCCUACCGACAAGGUCUUCCGCGAUCCCAAGCCACGCAAGUCGGCCAGCGGCGGCACCAGCGCGUCUUCGGCCAAGAGCUCAAAGUCCGAGGCCGAGAAGCGCAAGUCGGGUCGCAAGCGCAAGUCGCGGUCUGCGGCGACACCAGCCGACACAAAGUCUGAAGGCGGCGACGAGGCCAGUGCGCCGCCGCCGGCCAAACAGGCCAAGUCCAACUCCGUCAGCGGGAGUGGUGCCCGCCCACGCAUCUCGGUCGGGUUUGCCGGCGCCCAGCGCCAAAGCACCUCGGGCAAGGGCUCCGGCUCGGGCACGCCGACGACCGGCAAGCGCGACACUGCCUUUGCACUUGCCAUGGCGCGGCAGGCCGAGGAGCAGGCCGAGGCUGGCAGCGCUCCGCGAAUGGCGAGCGCGUCGUACGAGCUCGGCGAGGCCGGCGAAGAGAUCAAGUUGGACUCGCUGCUGAGCCCGGGGCGGAUCCAGUUUUGCCUCAAGAAAAAGGACAUGGUCUCGGUCUUACACAAGAAGCGCGCGCUGAUGCGGUCGUCCUGACAACGGCGCGAGCGGGCGGGAACGGUCCAAAGGCCGCAGACUGCUUUACUACGUGCGUGACCGCGAGCUCUCGACCGAAUUACGGACGAUCGAGCCACGGACGGUCGACUUGGGGUCGAGGGUCGACGAGGCCACCGACUCGUUCUCCUUGGCCAGGUUCUCCCAGUACAUGCGGUUGUCGCGGAGCUGGGCGAGCUGGUCGUCAAGGCCAAGCUCGGGAACCAUGUUGAGGGCCUCGUAGAGCGGAGUGACGAAAAAGUCGAUGAAGCCGGUCUGGACCUUGGGCGUCUUGGUUGUGGCGCGAUCCAUAAAAGGCGAGAUUGGGA